AUUUUGUCGGAUUCAACACUAGAAAUUGGAUUCUUCGUGGUAGAUCAGAGAAGAGAGAUUUCGUUGAUGGCUACCAUCGUCGUCUGCGACGGCGAAGUAGAAGGUGGAGGAGGAGAUGUUGACGGUUGCGAUGGCGAGAGAAGCUUGGAUCUGUUACCGGCGGCUCUGUUGGAGACUAUCAUGACGAAACUCGACGUUGCGUCUCUCUGCUCGUUGGCAUCGACUUGUAAAACACUUAAGAGCUGCGUCACUCGUGUCCUCACCUUCACUCCCAACUUCCAUGUCUUCAUUGAUGCAAAAAAAAAAAGAGGGAAAAAGUUUCUAUUUUGAUCUCUGCUACUUUGGAUUUUUGGGUUUCAGAAUGUUUCCUUGUCAAUGGAAACUGUUAGGCCAUUGUUGUUUCCGAAUCAAAAACUCUCAAGCCUCAAGCUUGAUUGUGGACGGCUUGGGAAUUCAGCAAUUGACAUAUUGGUGAGGCCUUCUCUGAAGGAGAUUUCUCUUCAGAACUGCCGGGAUUUCAGCGGGGAUCUGAUCUCUGAAAUUGGAAGGAAAUGCAAGGAUUUAAGGCUCCUCUGUUUGGGUUCAGUGGCAGAAAAAGUUGGCCGAACCAUUAGUCGUUGUGCUCUGGAGGAUUUACUGAAUGGUUGCUCGCAUUUAGAGGUCUUAGCACUCAUGUUUGACCUCUCAUUGUAUCUGCGUCCUGGUGAUGGUCGCAUUUUUGGAUUGGUUUCUGAUAAACUCACACAUCUGGAGCUUGGACACAUCUCGUCAAGGAUGAUGACUCAACUACUCACAUCAACUGAAAUGUCGGGGCAAGAUAGCAAUCGAGUUUCAUCUACCGUGCUCCAGAAUGUCCAGCAGUUACGCCUCUCUGUGGAUUGUAUUACCGAUGCUGUGGUUAAGGCAAUAUCAAAAUCUCUUACGUCGUUGAUAGAUUUGGACCUAAGAGAUGCACCCCUUGAGGAUCCAAGGCAAGUAUCAGACCUCACGGAUUUCGGGCUUCAGGAGAUAAAUCAAAAUGGUAAGCUGAAGCACCUGUCUCUAAUCCGUAGCCAGGAGUUUCACCCUACUUACUUCCGGCGAGUUAGUGAUCAAGGAAUGCUUUUUCUUGCUGACAAAUGCUUGAGCAUGGAAAGCAUCUGUCUUGGUGGCUUUUGUCGGGUAACAGAUGCUGGUUUCAAGACUAUUCUACACUCUUGCGCUAGCCUCUCCAAGUUUAGCGUAUAUCAUGGACCUAAACUGACGGAUCUUGUUUUCCAUGACGUCUUAGCAACUACUCUAUCGCUUAGUCACGUUAGCCUGAGAAGGUGCCAUCUCCUUACGGAUCACGCAAUUCAAAAGCUGGCGUCGAAUUUAAAGCUGGAGAACCUUGAUUUAAGAGGGUGCAGAAACAUCAGGAAUGAAGCUUUACAAGCCAUCUCUGAUCUACCAAAACUGAAAGUUUUACUUCUUGAUGGCACUGAUAUAACCGACACAGGGCUUUCAUACUUGAAAGAGCGAGUUUUGUGCUCCCUGGUUUCUUUAUCUGUGAGAGGGUGCAGAAAUCUAACAGACAAAUUCAUGGCCACUUUAUUUGACGGAUCCUCAAAGCUAGCGCUGCGUGAACUCGACUUGUCCAAUCUUCCUAAUCUGACAGAUGCUGCCAUUUUUGCUCUGGCCAAAUCCGGAGCUCCGAUCACAAAACUCCAGCUAAGAGAAUGCAGACUCAUAGGGGAUCCCUCGGUCAUGGCUCUUGCAUCUACACGGGUUUACGAAGACGAAUGUCCAGGAAGUAGCUUGUGUUUGUUGGACCUUUAUGACUGUGGUGGCAUCACACAACUCUCAUUUAAAUGGCUAAAGAAACCGUUCUUCCCGAGGCUUAAAUGGUUAGGGAUCACAGGAAGCGUGAACAGAGAUAUUGUAGAUGCUUUGGCAAGGAGACGACCUUACUUGCAGGUCUCUUGCCGCGGAGAAGAGCUGGGGAAUGAUGGAGAAGACGACUGGGACUCUGCAGACAUACACCAACACAUAGAAGCACAAGAAGACGAACUUGAACAGUGGAUUCUAGGAGACGAAGGUGAUGUUGAAAUGGAAGAUGCAGAAGACGAGAGUGAAGAAGACGCAAGUGAAGAAGAAGACUGAUAAUACUGAAACUAAUACUUCGGUUAAGAGGUAUGCUAUUUCAUACGUAUUCUAGCUAUCCGUAUAAGCUAUAUAUGUAACACCAAUUUUCUUCAUAUUUAGCCACUUUUCUUUAGGUUUUAGUUCUUGUAAUGAUUUUUUUUUUCCUGAAUUGUUGUUGUUGUUGUUGUUGUUAUUGUUCUAAUCAUUUUAUAUUUCUUAAACUUUACUUGAUUAUUUGAAUUAAGUAUAUCUAGUGAGAGUGUUGCGUU
Eutrema salsugineum is the source of this 2372-nucleotide messenger RNA. RefSeq names its product F-box/LRR-repeat protein 10. The transcript is spliced from 4 exons. Bases 376 to 2121 code for a protein of 581 amino acids. Gene Ontology annotation, biological process: SCF-dependent proteasomal ubiquitin-dependent protein catabolic process. The record is from RefSeq and is a predicted model, not a curated record. Gene Ontology annotation, cellular component: SCF ubiquitin ligase complex. NCBI's taxonomy places the organism in Eukaryota, Viridiplantae, Streptophyta, Magnoliopsida, Brassicales, Brassicaceae. Gene Ontology annotation, molecular function: protein binding.